AUGCUGCCAAUUUUGCUAUUUUUUAAUUUGUUCCAAUUCUCGUUCGCAAUUUUCUUCGGUGGCUGCGGAUGCCGACCGCAGUGCAAUUGCGCUCCAAGGCCACAACCGAUAUGUCCGCCGGCUCCUUGCGGCGGGAGCUAUAGGCCGGUCUCCUACACACCGCAAUACUACAAUGCGCCUCGGUAUGAGUCGACGUACCAGACGAUUGAAGCACAUCAUCCAGCUCCGAGCUAUCAGGUGCCAGUGCAAAUUCCCAUACAGAGAGGAUACGCUUUUCCAGUUCCAUCCUACCCACAACAACCGCAGUAUAUUGUGAGCCAGCAAGAGCCGAUUGCGGUUCCCGCAGCGAAAAGUGUUCACGAAGAGGCCGAGCAUCAAGUUACUUCAAAUUCGGGCUCCUCGAAGAAGACAACGUCGGAUUCUGAUGGCGAUCUUCAGUCAUUGAAUGAAUUCGAAAGCUCAUUGAAAUCGUACAAAUCCAUGUCAAAAGAGAAUUUCCGCAAAGCUUUUGCGUCGAAACUUGAGGAGAUUGGCAAGUGCUCAAGUUUGAGGCUCAGAGAGAUUAUGAGAGAGGCGAUGUCUUCGAAUGUCGCAAUUUCGAAGCUGAAAAUCUCGCAGCUCGCGAAACGCGAAUUCGGCUUCAAUUUCGAUGUGAUCUGCAGCCACUCAGAUUUCUCAUUUCUUAUCAGCUCCAACAUAUAUUGUCAUGUUGAGCACGACGAUCUCGUAUGUCUUGCCUACCAGAACUAA
Messenger RNA from Caenorhabditis bovis, 750 nucleotides. NCBI's taxonomy places the organism in Eukaryota, Metazoa, Nematoda, Chromadorea, Rhabditida, Rhabditidae. The record is from the annotation of a GenBank genome assembly.